GGUUUUAAUAUUAGAUUUUUUAGGGAAUGGAGAUAUGGAGGCUCGACGCCGCGGAGCCAAUCGUCGAGCAGGUACUAGCGGCACAGCCAUGGGAGGCGCUUCAGCGGCGUAAGCUAUUCCUCCUCAAUCACGUCGAUGGCGAGAUCGAGGACGAGGACGGCGACUGCGCCAAUGGCUUCAUCCUCGCCGAUCCAAUACCCUCGCCCUACCUCGGAUCGCUGUACGUCGGCGCUUGCAGCGGCCGCAAGCACAAGCGCGAGAUCGAGGUCGCCGAUCGCCAGCCGGAGCACCAGAUUCACGCCAGCGAUGCGUGGUUCUGGUGUAAUCUCUGCAACAAGGAGGUUUCUUUGGAAUCCCUGGCGCUCGCGAGCUCCUCCGGGUGUUCUUGCCUCUUUUGCCGCGGCUGCCUGGAAUCGGUGGUGUCCAGCGCGAUCAAGGACGUUCUUCGCAGGAAUCCUCCCCAGGUUUUGGAUCCCGGCCCCAGCAGCAAGUCUCAAUCGAAAUGCCCCAAGCUGAUGAUCGAUCUCACGAAGGAUGACGACGAUGGCGACGACGAUUGUAGCAUCGUUGGCGAGGUAGCGUCUUCUUCUUCGUUUUCUUCUUUGUGGGACUAUCUCCCAUGUCCGUCACCAUUCUGCCGGGGGAAGUUCCGGCUUACAGACAUCCAGUCCGUCUCUCCGGAUUGUUUCGCCCAGUGGGAGGCAGCAGCGAGCGAUGCUCUCGUCAAGAACAGUGGCUCCUUCGUCAAGUGUCCGGGUUGCCAGGUCGUGAUCGAGAAAGUCGAGAGUGAUUUGCCUCCGGGGCUGGCUCUUUCCGGGGUGCCGGAGUUUGACAGAACGGUUCCUUUCACCGAGCUCGACGACGAUGGCAAUCGUCUCUCUCGCCGCGCCAUGGUGGACAAGGCCGUGAAUCGCUUCCGGUGCGUGGUUUGCAGCAUGGACUUUUGUGCUGCGUGCUUGCAACGCCCCUACCACCUGGGAAAGACUUGCGAGGAGUUCUCGCUCGAGAAGAAGGCUCUGCGGUGCAUCUACUGCCAUCAAGUGUGUCGGCACGAGAUCAAGUCGCUCGUCGGUGGGAAUGAUGUUGAGAGUUCUUCGGUGAAGGAUAUACGAAGUCGGCUUGAGCAGGAAGGGGUGGACAGUGGAUGGUGCGUGGAGAAAAGUGAUCUUGUCGCGGUGGAGAGGUUGUGCGAUCGUGUCUGCCAGGAAAUGGAGUGUAGGCAACGGUUGAAACAAGCUUGCACGCGCAACUUACACUGCGGACACCACUGCUGUGGAGUGAGAGGUGAACGAAAUUGCCUACCUUGUCUAGAGGAGGAAUGCCAGAAGCAGAAGCUCUCGGGAAAGGCAUUGGCGUCUGCUGAUGACUUUUGUGGCAUUUGCUUGGUGGAGGCGCUUCGUUCGGCCCCUUCAAUUCUGCUUCAGUGUGGCCACAUUGUGCACUUGCAUUGUGCCAAGCGACAAAUCCAGCAGGGAUGUCCUGGCCCUCAAAUCUCAUUCGGGUAUUUAAAGUGCCCCCAGUGCAAGCUUCUUAUGAAGCACAGUAAGCUGGACGCGGACAUGCACAAGCAUUUGACGACAAUGGGCCAGAUCAAAGCCAGAGCAAUCAAACGUUUGAAACUGGAAGGAGUUUAUGACAAGCUCAAGGCUAGUUGCAGCUCUGAUGACAAACUGACUUCCUUGGCCUUGGAGCAGUACCAGUAUUAUAUGUGCAGCAAGUGCAAGAACCCGUACUACGGUGGGAAGCGGAACUGCGGCCCAAACUUGGCGGAGGACCAAGGACGGCAAUACGAUCCCUCGGAGCUCGUUUGCGGUGGAUGCAGUGCUGGUGCCGAUGGCAAGUGCAAGCUUGGUCACGGUAACCAGUUCGUCGAGUUUAAGUGUCGGUUUUGCUGCUCCAUAGCGACGUUUUUCUGCUUUGGAACCAUCCACUUCUGUGACAGUUGUCACGGGAUCUGGCCUCAGCAGCACUCGAGCUCGUACGUGCUUCCUCAGUGCAAAGGGCCCCAACACUGUCCACUGGGAAUAGCUCACGCUCCAAACGGUAAGGAGCAUUGUUUGGGUUGUUCUAUGUGUAGAAGCCAAGAGCAGCUAUAGAGCAACAAGCCGUACAGAUUUUUCCAAAGGCGAAGUUCUGUUCUUUUGUCUCGUUUAUUUAUUUUGGAGUUUACGCACAGAGGACGAGUGCAACACUCGAGCGUUCCAUCAUCGUUGGUUGCGAGAGUAGCAAUUUCCACGGCUUCCCCGCUGCCAUACUUGCAACUCAGCUUGGUUUCCUCCAACGAGCAGCUGCUUCUUGGAUCUGAGGAAGCCAGCAGCAUCCCGGUGGUGUCGUUGUAAGACGUAGCAGUGCAACUAUCGAGAAAUCCACCGCAGGAGCCGGAGCCAGAGCCGUCGCUGGUCCUGCAACACACCAAGCUUCCAUCGUUGUUGCUGGCGUACGUCUCCAGGUCGACGGGGAAGGAAUCGUUGUUGGUGCAAGUGAAGAUCGCGUUUGGUGCUAGCGAGGAGGUCCGGAGCUGGCAAUCGGCGACUCCACCGCACUUUUCUAUGCUCAAGCUCGAGUUGUGCAUGGAGCCAUUAACCGCUCGGCAGCUGGCUUCUAGGACUUUGUUUGUGUAGGAGAGGGGUGUACAGCUCCUCAGGAAGCCUCCACAUUGAUCGCAGCUCUACAAAAGAAAAAAAAAAAAGUCAAGUGUUUUGGAGUCUA
This is a messenger RNA of Selaginella moellendorffii, 2709 nucleotides long. RefSeq lists its product as uncharacterized. Gene Ontology annotation, cellular component: nucleus. NCBI's taxonomy places the organism in Eukaryota, Viridiplantae, Streptophyta, Lycopodiopsida, Selaginellales, Selaginellaceae. Bases 27 to 2096 code for a protein of 689 amino acids. The record is from RefSeq and is a predicted model, not a curated record. The transcript has 6 exons.